AUGGAUUUCAACCAAUCUUUAAGUUGUGGUACGGAAGCUAAACUGUUAAAACCAUUUGAGCAAUUGAUGGCGAAACAUAUUCUUGACAUGUCAGUGUUAGAAAUGGAGAAUAAAAGACCAAGUUCAGAUGAAGCGUA
Messenger RNA from Scutellospora calospora, 137 nucleotides. The record is from the annotation of a GenBank genome assembly. NCBI's taxonomy places the organism in Eukaryota, Fungi, Glomeromycota, Glomeromycetes, Diversisporales, Gigasporaceae.